Molecule: messenger RNA, 303 nt
Organism: Penicillium manginii
Lineage: Eukaryota; Fungi; Ascomycota; Eurotiomycetes; Eurotiales; Aspergillaceae
Exons: 1
Coding region: 1-303 (100 amino acids)
Source: RefSeq, a predicted model, not a curated record
AUGUCAAUCGAUUUUACUUCAAACAACGGCUACGUCCAGGUUGGGCUCAGCCAUGGUAACAUUUAUAUAUUUACCGAACCGAAAUCAGUCACUCAUUCCGAAGACACACUCGUUUCCAAUGUUAGAGGUGGCAUCGAUGCUGCCACUAGACUAGCCCUGGACCAGGCUCUGGUCAAAGCUCAAAGAUGCCUCGAUAUGGUUCAGCACUAUGUAUCUCAGCAUCCGCAAAUCGUUGGAGUUGUGAAACGACUGGGAAGUCAUCUUUUGAACCUCGAAGGCCUCCUUUCAAAUUGUAUGAGUUAG